AUGGCUUCAAAUGAUGGACCACGCUUGCAUGACGGUAGUGGAUCAGAGACUGAGGACGAUGUUACUGAAACAUCACCAACACCACCAGUGAGUACAAGUAGCAAAGGGAAAGGGAAGAGAAAAAACCAGAAGAAGAAAGCGCUAAGAAGCAGAAUACAUGGCAAUGGCACAUCCAAUCUGAAGAAACAUUACAUGGUCUCUUGCAAGGCUUACAAUGUGUGGAAAGCUGCUAACACUGGAAAGAAGGACCAAACCGUGUUGUCUCCUGAUGGUUCUGAUGGUCUUCGGCUUUCUAAAGUGAAUGAGAAGGUGAUCAGGGAAGCUUCUAAUGAGAUGAUGGUUAUUGCAGAGCUGCCUUUAUCUUUCAUUGAGGGCUUGGGAUGGAAACAUUUCUGCACUAGAGCAAAGUUGCCCAAUCCUCAUUCAAGGAGAACAGCUACUAGAGACAUUGUGGAGAUGUAUGUUCAGAGGAAAGCUGGGAUAAAGAAGAUUCUCGAUGAGAAUAAGCAGAGACUGUCUCUGACUACAGACAUUUGGGUCGCACCACAUACAGGAGCUAGUUAUAUGGUUAUCCCAGCUCAUUUCGUUGAUGCUUGGUGGCAAUUAAGGAAGCUAAUCAUUGGAUUCAGGAACGUCUAUGACCAUAAAGCUGCGACUAUAAGUAAGGUUCUAAUUGAUUGUUUGGCGGAGUGGGACAUCAAGCGAAUAUUCUGCAUCACCGUUGAUAACGCCACAGCUAACAGUAAUGCCAUGGAGACAUUCAAGAAAGAGUUUAAGCAGAUAGGAGAUGAUGCAUUGAUUCUGAACGGUAACUUUCUUCAUUUGAGGUGUUCUACUCACAUCAUUAAUUUGAUUGUGAAAGAAGGUCUGAUGGAGAUAGGUAGCAGUGUUAAUGCUAUCCGUAAUGGCAUCUACUUUGUCAGAUCUUCCACACCUAGGCUCAAGGCAUUUGAGAAUCAUGUGGAAUCAAGAAGGAUUCAAAGAGGAAGCUUGCCUCUAGAUGUGAAGACUAGAUGGAAUUCAACUUAUGUGAUGUUAGACCAAGCGUUAAAGUUCAGAUCGGCAUUUGACAAGAUGCAUGAGUUGGAUUUUCCGUAUAUCAAGUACUUCACGGAUAUUGUGGAGGGAAAAAAAGGGUUGGACCACCAACCAAAGAUGAUUUUGGUUCGGUUGACAGGUCCCAAGUCUGAAGAUCUGAAGGAUGAUGUGAAGGAUAUUUUGAAGGAUCUGUUUGACGAGUAUGAUAGUAAAGUAAACAAGAAUGGAGGUGUUGAAUCAGGUUCAUUGUCGCAGUCAAAUGAAGCGUCUACUAGUUCUGCUCAGUCUAGAGAAGAAGCUUCUCAGGAAACGGUUCUUGGAAAUGGUCUACAUUAUGAAAGCAUGAAUGACAUCUACAAGGAACUUGUACGAAGGAGCUUGUCGACGAAGGAGGUUUUCAAGAGAAGAUGA
Microthlaspi erraticum is the source of this 1449-nucleotide messenger RNA. The record is from the annotation of a GenBank genome assembly. NCBI's taxonomy places the organism in Eukaryota, Viridiplantae, Streptophyta, Magnoliopsida, Brassicales, Brassicaceae.